CCCUGCCCUGCCCUGCCGGGCCGCGCGCGCCUCGGCUGCUGGCGGCGGGCGCGGCCACGUGACGCGUUCGCGCGCGCCGCGCGGGCCCCGCGCGGAGGUAGGACGGCGCGGCGGGCGCGCGCGGGCCAUCAGGGGUUCCCUCAUUCACGGUUUGGGCCUGGCAGUCAUAGGAUGGACUGUCGACUCCUCUGCAGGCACUGAAGUGGCUUCAUGAACACCGGCCGUGAGCCGAAGGCCUCGCACAGGUGACGCAUCUGCUCAGAAAAAGGUUUAGAGAAACAUGGAGAUUGAAAGAAUCAUUCAAGACACACUGACACGCUUCAUCCAGUCCCACAUCCCUGCAGCAGAUCUCAGUGGGAUGGAUGAUGUUUUCUUCUCUUAUAUCACGGGUGUCCUGGAAGAGCUGGGCUCACCAGAGUCCUCUGAAGAGACUUUUGACAUGGACACCUUUGUGGAAAUGAUGGAGGCAUAUAUCCCUGGUUUUGCAGAAAUCCACAGUGGGGAUGUCUGUGAAAUGAUGUUCUCCCUCUCAGAAAGGCUUGGUGAAGCUCGCAACAAAGAAAAACUUGGCCAAAAGGCUGUGGAAAGCAGGAGUGAAGCGCCCUCUGAAGACCUCACCGAGGGCCAGGAGCCUGGAGCUGGAGCCUGCAACGGGGAAAGACUGUGCACUCUAACAGAUGGAGCCGGGGCCCAGGAAGGUGCUGACUUGAAGGAUGGGGUGGAGCUGCUACUGGAGAUGUUCCCGGCCUGUACUGUGAGCCAGGCAGAGAAGGCUCUCGCCAUGGCCUUGGGGAACUUGGAAGAGGCAGUGCAGUUAAUUGUGGAGGAGAAGGUGGAAAUUGGCCCAGCAGGUGCAAGUGUGAAGGAACUGGCACGGCCCCGCAGAGCACCCAACCAUGAUGAACUAAAACAGGUCAUCCUACAGAAAUACAUGAUGGUGGAUAGUGCAGAGGAUCAGAAAACACAUCGGCCAGCUCCACCCAAAGAGGCUCCCAAGAAGUUGAUCCGCUAUAUUGAUAACCAGGUGGUGAGUACAAAAGGAGAGAGGUACAAAGACAUCAAGAAGCCUGAGAGUGAGGAGAUGAAGAGAACCUACAUCAGCCUAAAACCAGCCAGGAAGUACAAGUUCCACUGACAGCCAGGUCCUCCUGCUCUUCAGCCCUCCACCUCACUGCCAGGCAUGGCAGGAUGGAUGCAUGGUGCUAGGAAUGAGGCAACUCCACCUGCCACUAACUUGAACUAACCUGGAAGCCAGGACACUGCUUUCAGCUUCCUCAACUAACCUGGCUGAGGAGACUUCUCUCCUUGUGUAGUUAUCCCUCUGCCCCCAGGGGCACACCACAGCGGCUCUCCAGGGCCUGGGCAUUCUCUGCUAUUCCUUGCAUGGGACAUUUUUGGAUCUGAGAUUUGGCAUGUGCUUUUGCAGCAACCUUUUUAACAAGUCUUUGUGCACUGUUGCUUUGAGUGCCAGUAUUAAUAAAGAUGAUGUGAGCCGGUGUGUA
Poecile atricapillus (Black-capped chickadee) is the source of this 1502-nucleotide messenger RNA. It is a transcript of the gene CUEDC2, whose product is annotated as CUE domain containing 2. NCBI's taxonomy places the organism in Eukaryota, Metazoa, Chordata, Aves, Passeriformes, Paridae. The coding region runs from base 281 to 1135 and encodes 284 amino acids. The record is from RefSeq and is a predicted model, not a curated record. The transcript has 10 exons. Gene Ontology annotation, molecular function: ubiquitin binding.